Seminavis robusta is the source of this 1112-nucleotide messenger RNA. NCBI's taxonomy places the organism in Eukaryota, Bacillariophyta, Bacillariophyceae, Naviculales, Naviculaceae. The record is from the annotation of a GenBank genome assembly.
CCUGCUGGUUUUGUUUUGGGUUCGGCCACAUAAAUUGUGAACCGUCAUUUUUCACUUUUUUUGUCGGGCAUCAUCUCGCGAGACUAGAUACAUUACCGGUAGAUCGACCAUGACGAGUUUGUUGAACGGCGGCGGCGGCGACAAGACCUUUGAGGUCCCCGUUGGACUCAAGGAUCGCCUCGUUCGUGAUGGUAAAAUGACACCUGACGUGGCGGAAAAGGCAAUCACUGCCUACAAACAGUUCAUCUUUUUGAAGCAGCGCACGAAGGAUUGGGAUGCAACGAUCGUGUCACCUUCGGGUUCGGUCGACAUUGUGUGGCACGAGCACAUCCUCGAUGUCAAACAUUACGUCAAGGCGUGUAAUGAGUAUUGUGGGCGCUUGAUUGGGCACAAUCCCGAUGGCGGGUUGAACGUAGCUGCACGUGGCGAUCGAGUCAAACACACGAAGCUCUUGUUGCAGGCAAUCUUUGGAGACGAUCACGACACAGCAGUCUGGUCUUUUGGUGACGAGGAAGAUGCGGCUCCUCGUGACAAGAAGAAACGUCGAACUGACCAACACGAAGUGGUGGAUUUGGUAGACUUUUUCGAUGACACGGAAAAGGUCAAUGCUGGGCCUCGAGCAACAGAAAUUUUUUUGACGGUUGAAUCGUUUUUUGAUCAUCGGAAACGUAGGGACCCGUACCGGGAGCAGCUAGUAGUCUGCAUUCGAGAGGAUCAGCCGUUUGAGGUGUUGACGAGUAGAGGUGGGCCUUUCAGACGAUCUCCUUCGGAGAAGUUUAGUUUGAGGUUUGACGGCGAACGGCUGGAUUGGGCGAGCACCCCGAGUGCUGAAGGAAUGAAAGACGGGGACACUGUCACCGUCUUUGUUACCCGCAAGAAAAUUUUGGCAACCCGCAAGCGUAUUUUGGCAACCAAAGGCGAUUGACGUGAAAACGAGCAGCCGCUCUACGUCGAGAUGUAAGAUUGAGAGGCGCUUGUCUCGGUUGGCUGCCAAGGCCAUCAUACCACAAGCAAGCAAGUACAUAUAAUCCUGCCUGGUAGAUUAUUAUAAAGCAACAAGCCAAUGAAGAAUAGAAUCUGCUCUACACGUGCAGUAGUCGUAGUCGUACCGG